Penicillium odoratum is the source of this 534-nucleotide messenger RNA. Its product is annotated as mediator of RNA polymerase II transcription subunit 11. Gene Ontology annotation, biological process: regulation of transcription by RNA polymerase II. The record is from RefSeq and is a predicted model, not a curated record. Gene Ontology annotation, molecular function: transcription coregulator activity. Lineage: Eukaryota; Fungi; Ascomycota; Eurotiomycetes; Eurotiales; Aspergillaceae. The coding region runs from base 1 to 534 and encodes 177 amino acids. The transcript is spliced from 2 exons. Gene Ontology annotation, cellular component: mediator complex.
AUGGAGGACUCUUCACCAGAACAUAUCUUUAGCUCUGCUGAUCGAAUCCGACAACUCAAUGAUGUUGACGAGGACGUCGCAAAAUUGAUCCAGUCUGCUGGUCUUGCAAUCCAGGCUUUGACGAAUGCGAAGCCAAACUCAUCUUCUCCCGCAUACGGUUCCCUCGAAUCUCACAAGACCCAGUUUAAAGAAGCCACCGCACAAUACUUCGCCCUCCUGUCUUCCAUUGACGUGCGACUCCGACGCCAAGUCUACGCUCUAGAGGAAGCUUCGGUGUUGGGACCUGAGACUAGUUCACGCGCAGGCGAUGCGACUGGCUCGGGCGCAAAUGCUGCGGCUGGUACUGGCGCAGGAUCUGGCGCUGCCAACCCGCUAGAUAUCAGUUGGUUGAACAGUCGGAAGGAUACGGUCGGGAAGGACAAGGAGGCAGAGCUAUGGGCAUCAGCAAGACAAUUUGUCGAGCAAUUGGGCCACUCGGCCUCGCAGAGCUCACCGAAGCCAAACGGGGAUGCCGAGCAGAUGCAGGUCGAUUGA